UGUUGGACUUGACGUGGUAACUUCACAUAACUUUUUCCUUCCUCUGCCUGAACCGGCUUGAUCUGCGUUGCGCACUGCACCAUGUGAGCAGGAUGGGGCGCAGGGUGCCGAAAGCGGUCUCAACUCUCAUGUCAUGGAAUUGACUGCUUCCAAAUAAGACACGACUCGCAAGCAAAUCUGACUUCUGAGCACCAGGAACACCAACUACGGCCUGGCAGCUCAAAUCAUGGGUCACAUCUUGCUGAAGCCUCGGCUGCAGCCAAAUGCAGCAAGGAAGUUCAUUUCAAAAUAGAGUUGCUGCCAUCGGCUCGUCGUCGCUCUGAAUUGUGGAGUAGGAGAAACGCAUUCAAAUGCUACUUAGAAUUUCCCUUGCAUCGCUGUUACUUUAUUUGUAACCUCGAUCCGACUGGGGUAUGGAGCAGGAGGGCAUUUAGUGACGCCACUGUCCUAAGCUGGUUGUGUUUCUCAACACAAUCGUAUCAUAUCUGAGCCGGCGGUAACGCGGAUGUGCGAACAUUGCAGUUACUUUACUGAUCCUGUCAGCUGUGGACCGCUGUUGUCAACGCGAAGUGGGCGCCAGUGAUCAUGCGGUAUUUAUGGUUAUCGGUUUGGGCUUUCUCUGCUACUUCGUUCCUGGCAUGUUGGAAGGAAUCAUGUGGAGUACCUAUGGCCGAGGAUCCAUGUGCACCCUGCUCCUGCGUCAAUCAAAAUCUUUCGAGUUGUCCCGACCUGCUAAACAUAUCCCUACCCAAUACCAACAUUCAUCACCUAUCCCCCAAUCUUUUAGGACACUCUACUGGCUUACAACAAUUAGACUUGACUAAUAAUUUUCUAACCGAAUUGCCCCCUAGUCUGUUUGCAAACAGUAGCAACUUGAAUGAGCUGUGCUUGUCACGCAAUCAGAUACGGCAAUUAUGUUCUCAUGUAUUUGACAAUCUUGAAUCGUUGACUUAUCUAAACUUGGAAAGAAACUCGCUCACAGAAUUACCGGAUGGUCUUUUUCAGAAAAACACCAACUUGUUACAACUGCGAUUGUCCCACAAUCAGUUAGCAAGCUUGCCUUCUUGUCUCUUUGACAAUCUUGAAUCGUUGACCUUUCUCUCUCUGCACAGCAACUCCUUGUCGUUGGACCAUAGACUCUGCGUGUUGGAGUCGGCUAGAUAUAUCAUCAAUGAUACAGAAUCUUUGGUAAUCGAUUCCGAUGUAGAGAGCUACGUGGACAUCAAUCAGAACACAGAGUUUUGCUCCAGCUCUUGUGAGAGCAUACCGCGAAAAGAGAAGCCCUGCCCUCCUGCAUUCACUUGCCAUGGUGAUGUGUCCAACUACACUUGUAUAGAUGCUAGGUUCGAGUGUGCCGGGUACAUUCUCACUGUCAAUCGUCGCACACAGAUAUUGGCUCUGGAUGCGCGGCAAGAAUGCAGGCGUCAGAAACUACUGCCAUUCAGAUUGGACUACUUUCUCGACAUGAAAACAUGCUUCAGGGAUGCAAUACAAGAAAUUCUUCUUGAGCAAGUAAAGAUGAUCUGGCUAAAGGAUUCCAGUAACAAGAGCUUUGCUAGGUACAAUCUCGAAACUCGGGUAGUUGGCACACCUGCCAACCAAAAAACUACAACAGCAGAUGGCUAUGUUUGUGGGAGAGAAAUAAACGAGUGCGAUAUCUCAACACCUUGCUCUGUGGGAUUUCGCUGUGAGAACACCAGGGGCAGCUACACAUGUGUAGAUCAACGGAAUGUUACAAAGGCGCUUCUCUGCAACGGGUUCAACUUCACUAUCAAUUUCUAUCCGCGGAUAGACCUUUUGGCGGCCCGUACACAUUGCUUGAAUAAGCAGAAUUUACCAAUUUUCCGGCAAGAUCUAGUUGAUAAUUUUUUGAAAGGGAAGAAAUGCUACCAGGAUUCAAGAGACGAAUUUCUUGGAGUGCGAAUACAGCAUAUCUGGCUUAAGCUCAGGAAUACUGAACAGCCGAAAAUAGGGAUAUACAACAUUAACACCCAGAAAAUCGACGCUGACUCAACAGCAGACGGCUUCAUUUGUGGGAAAGAUAUCAAUGAGUGCAUGCUCUUCGCACCAUGUUUGGCAGGGUACACUUGCUUCAACACCAAAAGCAGCUACAUAUGCGUAGAUAAUGCUAAAAUUGAUCCUACACAGGCUGGAGGCACUUACACGGCGAAUCAGAACACAAGCGCUCCGAAUAACACGGCUGUGUUUAGUGCCGUGAGCAUGGUGGCGACAUCGUACCCCUCCACUAUGCUGCCUACACCAACACAACAACAACCGACCCUCUCUGACGUAGGCAUAGGAGCAACAACAACAGCUGCAUCGCAAGGCGACACGCCUGCUGUGGACAUGACAACACGAUCAACUAACGAUCAUGUGUUUUACACGCCGGACACAGGUGUUCAGGUGACAAUACCAGUCACUGCAGUGCCGUCGUCAGCGUCCGACCCCAGUGCCGGUGGCGGUGAUGCAACAGAAAGUACGGCAAACACGACGACUCUGACACCAACACCAUUCCAGGAAUAUCUCCCACCAGUCGUGCCGCCGGGCAUGAACUUCUCGGCUGGCCUGGGUAUUGGCGCAGGGCUCUUCGCUCUUUUACUCAUAGUAUUUCAACUAUAUAAGAAACUGGGACGCAUCAGAAAGAGUGCUCCGUCCAUCGAAGACCACCCUGUGGUGAAACAUAUUGAGAUGCAGCCAUCCAAGGACUACGCAUCCGUUGACACAGUUAACUUCCAUCGCACACAGACGGUCAAAGAAAACCUCCAUUACACACAGUCGACGGUCAAAGAAAACCUCCAUUACACACAGACGAUCCAAGUUGGCCCCUUGCCUGGAUUGGCCAAUGACCAAUACCCUCAAUGUGGGUUUAAGAGAAAUGCAGAAUUAGCUAGGACAGCAAGGGACCAUCUCAUUAUGCACCCGGAAUUCUCUUUGAUCUCCCAGGACUCACAAAUGGUUCUAACCCCCAAUGACUUUACGGAUUUACUGUGCACAAUGCCGUCGCCCCACACGUCGCCCCGCACCGAACGCUCGAGGCGCACUGCAUCGCACUCGUCUAUGGUGUCGGAGGGCAGCUUCCCUUUGCACCGUGCCUACACGGCCAGCACAAUGACUUCCCUGAGUACGGACACACGCACAAGUACUGAGCAUAUGUUUGGCUCCAACACGCCCACAAGUCACACUAAUAGUGAUGACUAUGACUAUGACUUUGACUGUAGCCAGAGCCAAUACCUGUACGAUAAUGAUCACAGGCCGUCGGACUCUGAACAAGAUCCUGACUACGACAGUGCUACUGAGAACUCGAGGACUGCCACCGUGCCUGCCGCUGCGGCCUUUGGUCGAAGCAUUUCCUUUUUAUCAAGGAGUACUCGUCCCCGUGACCUUCCUACGAUUGAAGGGAGGGUGAACUUGGGCGCCAUUGUAAAUGAACAUAUCUAUGCCACGGGCAGUCUAGAUAGCACAAACAACAGCACACUCAACAGCCCAACGUCAUCAGGUAAGAGGGAAAACAAUUACGAUGAUCUCUCCUGGGUUGAGCCCUUAUGCAAGCUUCCAUAUAAGCAGCCCAUUGGCAGUGCGACACAGCUUCAUCCAAGAAUCUGUGUUGGCGGCGUGGACUCCAGGCAUCGGGAUAUUGGGCACAAGAGAGUCCAAUCAGGAACCCUAUCCCUCUCCCUACCAGAGCCUCGCUGUAAUGUCAGGGCGUCAUUCUAAUGAUAUGGUGAGGUACAGCGACAGGGCUGCCGUGACAACCGUGCCGCCGCACUCACUGAAGAGCAGAAUGGAUGUGUUGUUCUUGAAUGGGCUUCGGCCAAGUCGACUCAAUCAGACCUUGCCAGUGUGCAAGCAAUGUGGAGUGUCUCGUCCGGAAUGCUUUCUCAGUACACCGUACUGACAAUGUGUAGAACUACUAGCUUCCUUACCCAGAGCCUUUAGAUAGAAGUGUGUUGUUCCCCGUGAAUACAAUUCAACACUAUGCUGUUUGUCAGCUAACAAUUAUUGCCGAUACACAGCGAAACAAAAUUUUGUUUCCUUCUUUUGCAUUGUUCUAACCUAGUCACUCCGUUAGUAUUGAAACAGCAGGAAGUGACCGAGUAGAGGUUUUUUGUAAGAAUUUUUCAUUCUUUUCAUCUUCCCAUGGUGGAAACCCCAGCCACUACUAGUGGCCAGUCAGUAUCCUGUCGUAGCAAUGGAGAGGUUAAUUUAGAAAGACACAAAGAUUAAGUGAUUUUAAAAAUGAAUGAGAAAAUAUGAAUAAAGAUUUCAAG
This is a messenger RNA of Sycon ciliatum, 4268 nucleotides long. RefSeq lists its product as uncharacterized. The transcript has 18 exons. Gene Ontology annotation, cellular component: extracellular matrix. Gene Ontology annotation, molecular function: calcium ion binding; protein binding. The record is from RefSeq and is a predicted model, not a curated record. NCBI's taxonomy places the organism in Eukaryota, Metazoa, Porifera, Calcarea, Leucosolenida, Sycettidae. The coding region runs from base 586 to 3714 and encodes 1042 amino acids.